UAUUUAUAUUACCAUUUUGCAGUUCCAUGUGGGAAAGUAUUGUGGUGCAUUUCUAACUCGUGCAGAUUUUCAAUUACUUGAAUAAAUAAAUGGGUAUGAUCUGAGAGAGGUAAAUUAGGUUGUUGAACAAGGCUAAUUUCAUAGCAGAAAAAUAUGUUGACCAUCGGACCAAUUGUUGUUCUUGGUCCUGGCAAAGCUAAGUGCCUUCAUCGGGAGCCCUUAUGCAGAUCACAACUCAAAAACACUGCUCUUUGUUUGCCCAGUAUCUCAAAGCAAAACAACGGGCAGCUGUUUCAAAGAAAUCAAACCUACCCAUCACUCAUCAAUGGAGGUUGCAGAAACAAGAAGAUGAAAUUCAGGAAAAAUAUGCAAGUGAUCAGCUGCAGUUUGGAAUCAGGGCAACAAUCAUUUCCUUUUAAUCUUAUUCCUGCCGGUUCCAGUUGGCAACUGUGGGCUCUGGGAACGUUAGUACCACUUCUCCUAUCCUUCACAACAAGCAAAUGGGGGCCAUUCUCAAAACUGAAAAAUGAGGCUGAUAACAUGCUAGAGACAGCUGAACAGAUAACGGAUGUGGUGGAAGACGUGGCGGGGAAAGUGGAGGAGAUAGCAGAUCAGGUCGGCGAACAGCUGCCGGACGGUGGAAAACUUCGGGCUACUCUUGAAUUGGUUGAGGAUUUAGCCGAGGGAACAGCUAAGAACGCACAUCUCGCCGGUGAUCUCAUUGACAAGGUGCAAGAAAUUGAAGAUAAGAUGGAGUCUUUAAUGGACGCAGUCGACACUAACGACGACAAGAAACCCAAAGACGUGCAGGAUUGAUGGUGUUUAUGUGUAUUAAUCAAAACUCGACUAAAAACUAAUAUUUAAUAAAUAGAAGUAAUUUUGUACCAGAGCUUUGAAAAAAUCCAAUCCAGAAGACUUGACAGGGGUAGUCGAGAGAUGAAUUUUUAAAAUUUUAAAUUAAUAAAAAAAUAUAUAUAUAUAUAUUUAAAAUAAUAAAA
This is a messenger RNA of Gossypium arboreum, 998 nucleotides long. RefSeq lists its product as uncharacterized. The transcript is spliced from 5 exons. The coding region runs from base 154 to 816 and encodes 220 amino acids. Lineage: Eukaryota; Viridiplantae; Streptophyta; Magnoliopsida; Malvales; Malvaceae. The record is from RefSeq and is a predicted model, not a curated record.